Molecule: messenger RNA, 873 nt
Organism: Rotaria sordida
Lineage: Eukaryota; Metazoa; Rotifera; Eurotatoria; Philodinida; Philodinidae
Source: the annotation of a GenBank genome assembly
AUGAAAAUGAAGAAUCCAACUUUAUUUGAAGAUUUAUCGAAUGAAGUAUUAUAUGAAAUCUUUGAUUAUUUAAAUGCAUUCGAUGUAUUCUUAACAUUUACUUCUCUUAAUGAACGUAUUUCAACUAUUCUAAAAUAUAUUCGUCUUCAUAUAAUUGUCGAUUCGAUUAUUCCAAAUGCUCUAUCUAUAAACAAAGAUGAUUUACCUAUAGUAGCAUCAUUAAAAAAAUUCGAUUUGCAAAUAUUGACACAGUUUGAUAUACAUUCACUUAGUCUUAUUCUUUAUUGUAUGCCUAAUCUUCAGGAUAUUAAUUUUACAUUUAUCACUGAAUAUUUUGAUACACCAUAUAUUGAUGUCUUACUCAAUGGAAAUAUUUGGCAACAAAUAUUGAUAAGUCAUGUGCCAUAUUUGAAUACAUUCAAUAUUCAUAUAUCUCUUCUUACGAACGAUGGAUUAUUCGAUUUACAGUCGAUUCUUGACUCGUUUCGAUGUUUUCUCACACAAUUUGAUGGUUGGCAUAUGGCUAUUAGUCGAUUGGAAACCUUCCGAUACUCCAUACCAUAUAAACGGAUUGUUUUGCGCACACUGAACUACCAACAUUCCGUAGCACGAUAUAAAUAUUUCGAAAUACCAGAUAUAUGUUGUAGUACAUUCGAAAUGAUAUCAACAGAUUCAUCAGAUGCGAAUGAUCAUCGCUUUCAAUCUCACAUAAACUCGAUAGAACUUUUUAUGCCAAGAUAUAUGGAAAGACAAGCCAUUCAAUUAUCUUCAAAUAUUCCAUUUAGAAAGAUUUAUUCGCUUGUGAUAAAUUUCAUGGAACAUUUAUCAAUAACUUCGUUUGUAGAGAAUGUAUUUACAUUUAGUGAUUUAUAG